GUGGCCUCUCCUUUUUUUGGAUACGCCAGUGGCCUCUUACCACCAAAACAACCUGUCCCAGACCUCUCCCUUCUCACAGUUCUCAUGGAGGACGACCGCCUCCACAAUUCCUUACCCUCUCUCAAACAAAAGCUCAAGUCCUCCCUCUGCUGCUUCCGGAGGACCCCCCACCACCACCACCAAGACGUUGAAUCCCCGAGCUCGGAGCCCAGGGCCAGGCUCGUCCGGAGCUCGUCCUUCUGGGCAAAGUCCCCGGAGCUCAAAGACAAGUGCCGCAACUUCAUCUCCCGUAUCGGCGCCGCGCGGCACCACCACGGCCGUCGCCAUUCCGCCGACUUCAAGUACGACGCCCUCAGCUACGCCCUCAACUUCGACGACGACGACGGCGACCGCCGCUCCGUCGAGCUCCCGUCGAUGAGUUUCUCCGCUCGGUUGCCAGCCUCGCCGCCGUCCUCGGAGAUCACGGCCUUGGUUAGAUAGAGAGAGGUCAGUUUUCUUUUUGUGCUUUUUUUGGCGGUUCUGGCGGUUAUGGCGGGUGUGAUUCAGUUAGGGCUGUGGUUUAGCGUGGAAAGGCGUUGUGUGCGCGAAGGUGUAACCGUUACGUAACGCCCAUGGGAAUAUUUGCUUCGUUGUCAUAUUUCGUUGAUUUUGUUUUUUCUUCUUUCUUUUAGUUUUACCAAUUCCAUGCAUGUGUAUGAAAUUACAAUCUCAAUUCAAUAGAAAUGAUUGAAUUUAACCA
Messenger RNA from Alnus glutinosa, 739 nucleotides. RefSeq lists its product as uncharacterized. The coding region runs from base 85 to 480 and encodes 131 amino acids. The record is from RefSeq and is a predicted model, not a curated record. The transcript has a single exon. Lineage: Eukaryota; Viridiplantae; Streptophyta; Magnoliopsida; Fagales; Betulaceae.